This is a messenger RNA of Lynx canadensis (Canada lynx), 954 nucleotides long. RefSeq names its product olfactory receptor 52E4. The record is from RefSeq and is a predicted model, not a curated record. Gene Ontology annotation, biological process: G protein-coupled receptor signaling pathway. Gene Ontology annotation, cellular component: membrane. Gene Ontology annotation, molecular function: G protein-coupled receptor activity; olfactory receptor activity. NCBI's taxonomy places the organism in Eukaryota, Metazoa, Chordata, Mammalia, Carnivora, Felidae. Bases 1 to 954 code for a protein of 317 amino acids. The transcript has a single exon.
AUGACACUUGCUGGGAGAAUGACUUCCAUCAAUGACACCCACUUCCAUCCCCCCUUGUUUCACCUGCUAGGAAUCCCAGGACUGGAAACUGUACAUAUCUGGAUUGCUUUCCCAUUCUGCAUUGUGUACCUGAUUGCCCUUGUGGGGAACAUCACCAUUCUCUUUGUGAUCAAGACUGAACACAGUCUCCACCAGCCCAUGUUCUACUUCCUGGCCAUGUUGUCUAUGAUCGAUCUGGGUCUGUCCACGUCCACCAUCCCCAAAAUGCUGGGCAUCUUCUGGUUCAACCAACAAGAGAUCAGCUUUGGGGGCUGCCUUGCCCAGAUGUUCUUUAUCCACAUGUUCACAGGAAUGGAGACUGUUCUCCUGGUGGCCAUGGCUUAUGACCGCUUUGUUGCCAUCUGCAACCCUCUCCAGUACACCAUGAUCCUCACCAAUAAAACCAUCAGCAUCCUAGCUUCUCUUGUUGUUGGAAGAAAUUUAAUUCUUGUGACUCCAUUCGUGUUUCUCAUUCUGAGGUUGCCCUUCUGUGGGCAUCACAUCAUCCCUCAUACGUACUGUGAGCACAUGGGUCUUGCCCGGUUGGCCUGUGCACCCAUCAAGGUCAACAUUAUCUAUGGGCUCAUGGUGAUUUCUAAUAUCAUUGUGGAUGUGAUCCUGAUUGCCUCCUCCUAUGUGCUUAUCCUUCGAGCUGUUUUCCGCCUUCCUUCUCAGGAUGCCCGGCUAAAGGCUCUCAAUACCUGUGGUUCUCAUGUCUGUGUCAUGCUGUGCUUUUACACGCCAGCUUUUUUUUCUUUUAUGACACACCGUUUUGGCAGAAACAUUCCCCGCUAUAUCCACAUUCUUCUGGCUAAUCUUUAUGUGGUUGUCCCACCGGCCCUUAAUCCGGUCAUCUAUGGGGUCAGGACCAAACACAUCCGAGAGAGAGUUGUGAAGAUAUUUGUACAGAAAUAA